Molecule: messenger RNA, 6666 nt
Organism: Epinephelus fuscoguttatus (brown-marbled grouper)
Lineage: Eukaryota; Metazoa; Chordata; Actinopteri; Perciformes; Serranidae
Gene: gan
Product: gigaxonin
Exons: 13
Coding region: 156-1967 (603 amino acids)
Biological process (GO): cytoskeleton organization; protein ubiquitination; regulation of cytokinesis
Cellular component (GO): Cul3-RING ubiquitin ligase complex
Molecular function (GO): cullin family protein binding; ubiquitin-protein transferase activity
Source: RefSeq, a predicted model, not a curated record
UUCCUUUGACAUUGAAUGCAGCACAUUACAUGUCUUCACGUCCAGUUUCCACAUUCUCGCCUGGAGUGAUUCAUGUCGUCCUAAAUGCAGUUAGGUACAGCCCGUGCUCUUAAAACAAGAAACGCGCAUUUCGUAGUCUUAAGUCAAGCCCAGACAUGCCCGAUACUGUAUCGAGUGAUCCCGGUUCGAAGGUUUCGGACCCACAACAUUCCCAGAAACUCCUCAGGGUGCUUCGCACCUUCUGGCAAGAGCAGAGUUUCCACGAUGCGCUGCUGGUGGUUGAUGGAGAGGAGCUUCCUAUCCAGAAAAACAUCCUAGCUGCUGCCAGCCCUUAUAUCAGGACCAAGCUGAACUACAAUCCUCCAAAGGAAGAUGGGUCUACAUACAGAAUCGAGCUGCAGGGGGUCUCCAUGCCCAUCAUGAAACAGAUCCUGGACUACAUCUUCAGCGGUGAAAUCACUUUGAGUGAAGAGACCAUCCAGGACAUGGUGCAGGCAUCUGACCUCCUCCUCAUGACAGACCUCAAGUCCCUGUGCUGCCAGUUCUUAGAGAGCUGCAUCACUGCAGAGAACUGCCUUGGCAUCCGGCUCUUCUCUCUGCACUACUGCCUUUACCAUGUCCACUAUGCUGCCACCGAGUUUCUGCAGACACAUUUUGGUGAUGUUGCACGCACCGAGGAGUUCAGAGAGCUGCCCCCGGACCGGCUCUGUGAGGUGCUGGCCAUGGAGAAGCUGAAUGUGGGCAAUGAAAAGCAUGUGCUAGAGGCUGUGGUGCGAUGGUUUGCACAUGACCCCGAGGAUCGCAGGGUGCUUAUGAAGGAAGUGAUGUCUGCAGUGUGGGUGCAGGGCCUGGAUGCAAGCUACCUGAGAGAGCAGGCCAUGGGAGAGCCGCUGAUGAGGGAGGUGAUCAGAGAGUACUGUCAGCAGGUGCUGGGUGCUGGUCCGCUGCAGGGGGAGGCUCUGCUCGCUGCCUUCAAACCCAGAGGUUACUCUGAGUGUAUUGUUAUCGCCGGAGGAGAGGAUCGCAAAACCAAGAAGCCAUCUGCUGCAACACGCUGCAUGUGUCCGCUCUAUGACACCAACCGACAGGCCUGGAUUGAGCUACAGCCAAUGAGCGUCGCCCGUGUCGGCCACGGGGUGGUUGCUGCUGAGGGUUUUCUGUUUGUCAUGGGCGGAGCAGAUGAACACAAUACAGUCCUAGACAGUGGAGAGAAAUAUGACCCUGACUCCAACACCUGGAGCUCCAUACAGCCAAUGCUACAGGCUCGUCAGAGCUUUGGUGUGGUGGAGUUGGAUGGUCUGAUCUACGUUCUUGGAGGAGAGACCAACGAAACAGAGCUGCUCACAGUUGAGGUGUAUGACCCUCACUUCAAUACCUGGAAAAUGCAGACCAGCAUGACCAUGGUCCGCAAGGUCGGCUGCUAUGCCUCCAUGAAUAAGAAGAUCUAUGCCAUGGGUGGGGGCUCCUACGGCAAGCUGUUUGACUCUGUUGAAUGCUUCGACCCCAAAACCUUGCAAUGGACAGGCCUCUGUCCUCUAAAAGAGAGAAGGUUUGGGUCGGUGGCAUGUGGCGUCGGCCAGGAACUAUACGUGUUCGGUGGAGUUAGAAGCAAGGAGAACGACAACCCUGAGCAAAGACAGAUGACCACCUGCAAGUCUGAGUUCUAUCAUGAUGAGAUGAGGAGGUGGAUGCUCUUGGAUGACCAGACACUGUGUAUCCAGACCAGCUCAUCCUUCAUUUACGGUGCUGUGCCCAUUGGAGCCAGCAUCUAUGUUGUGGGAGACCUGGACACAGGAACGAGCUUCGACUACAUUCGGGAGUUUCGCCGCAGCACUGGGACGUGGCAUCGCACAAAGCCCAUGUUACCCACUGACCUCUCCAAAACAGCCUGCGCUGCGCUACGCAUCGCCAACUGUCGACUGUUCCGCCUUCAGUUGAGCCAGGGCAUGUUCCGAAUCCGAAUGUGACUUUGGCACACGAACUGGCGCUGCGUCGACUUCAUGCUCCACUUUUGCACACUGGUAAUUUCUACCUGCUGUAGGCCUUGGUUUAGGGAUUUUAUGAACACUAUAUUAUUAUAGUUGCUAGAUAUUGAGGAUUGUGACUGUCCAUUCAGGAGUUUACAGUCAACUGAGACUCGAGGGGACAAAAGAUCGUUUACCGUUAUAAGUUUUAUGACUGUUUUUUUAUAACGCUAACUAUUUUUUCUUUUUAACAUGAGAUUUGAUCAUUAUUUGCUUUUUAUUUUUAUGGACAUUCCUCAUUUGUUAUGUUUACUGAUGAUCUGUUGCUUGGUGAGGGAUCUAAACUGUGAACAACAGGUGAUGAAUUAUCUACCGCAUUGUUACAUGAGGAAUUAUGAUUGACAUUUUAAAUGCACUGCUGAGUUGCAAUUUGUAUUUUAGGAUGUAUUAUGUUGUUUGUUGGUGUACUGUUCAUCUUUCUGGCCAAUCAUUUACAACAUAAUCACUUGUCCUGAUUUUUGCAACAGCUGCAGUGGAGGUGAAGGGUUGAAAAUGUUGUAGCCUCGUGGGAAGUGAGACUUUGGUCUCCUAGAAUCAAAGAGCUGUGGGGCGUUGUGCGUAAUAACAAUGAUCUUAUGGGUUCAGUGCAUGUUACACUGUGCGAGUUGGCUCUAAUAAAAUUUUGGUAGCAAUAUGCGUAAGACUGUACAGUAUCAAAUUUGGGACCUGUCAGACUGCGAAUUGUACUGUUACCAUGUAAAUAGGAAAAAAAAAAUGCAAGCAGUGAAAUGUCAUCAACUCGUGUCAUCCGUGUACGCCGCUUUCUAGUUUUAAAUGCAGCAAAACAAAAAAAGUUUGUGGCCAUAGCGUGGGCACAGUCAUGUUUUUUUUGUAGCUUUAUUUUAAAAAGUGUCGCUAACAAAAUUGCAUUGGCCAUUGUAUUCUGCUUUACCUCAUGUUGUUCUCUGAUUGGGAGGUUACAGUAGAGCCCCCGAGGGAAGGUUGUGCGUGCGACACAUUUGAAGAGUUUCACUUGACAUAAAUUUAAGAGCAGUGCAACGUUUUCAAUUUAAGCUUUGCCGAAAUCUUGCAGUUGUCUCCUUGGUAACCAGAGACCCCCUGCUCUUUUCAUGCUACGAGUCUAUUUCUGUCUCAUUUAGUGAAGCAUAAUCUGCACAGGAAGUUGUUUAAAAUCACACAAAUAUUGCUCUGUAUAUGUGUUUUUAGGUUAAGGGUAUAUUUAUUGAUGGAUCAGCUCCCUCUGUAAGCUGCAGAUUCCCCUCACUCGCUACGUUGGGCAGGGAAAUAAAUGAAUUACUAAAAACAAACACUGUUGAUUUCUUCCCAUGGCACUGACAUGAAAAAUAUUUUUGGUCACUAAAAGUCUGAUGUCUGCCUGGUGAAGGCAGUUCGGCCGGCCGCUGUCCUCUCAGCUCCAUGGGAGCUGCUGCUGACAGACACACUGCACAUUUAAGACUACUUAUUACACUUAAUUUCUGUCCAAAAUGUGUCAUAUGUGUUGUGCAACACUCAUCAAAAGUGUCGUGUGCCCAAACAUAAAUCAAGCUUAAUCAAGCUCCUUGGUACCAAACAUGUCAGUAUAGCUUGUUGGGAAGGGGACUAAAUAACCAAAGUUAAAUUUUGGUGAGGGAACAACUUGUAUGCCAGUUUUCAAAAGGGUCCCUUGAACUCUGUGUGUCGGUAACUGUCUACAGUAUGUAAUGUCCAUGCACAUCAGAUAAUUUGUGACAUCAACUGUAAAAUAAAAAACCAAAGUAUCAGACAUAGUUUUCAACUAGCCUAUAUACUUAAACGGCAUAAUCGCAUUCCUGAAAUUCAGUUAUGGCUUUUGGUUGUGGUGUUCCACCCGAAGAUUUUCAGUAGCAUCAUGUGGCCACUCCUAUGAAACAUUUCUGGGGGUGCCAUUGGGGUUGUAGAAGCAGUCACAAAGCCCUCUAGCGGCUAUAGGAAUUAUGUCUGCUGUGAAUCGAAAGCAAAAGGGGAAGUAAUGGGAGAUUUUUAUAAAGCUUUAAGUAAAGGAAGGAGGUUGGGUUGGAUGGAUGGGUCAGUAAAAUAUCUGACAUGGGAGACUUUGCCUGUUUCCUAGUGACAGUCAGCAUUACUUUCUUUUAACCAUUCCCAACAUUAAUCAAAGAGUUAUUAGUGUAACAAAGUGGAACUUAUCCCACAGUGCAUUGCACAGACUCAUGGUUUAUGCAUAGAAUGGAUGAGGAUCUGAGAGUGGAUUUUCCAUGAAGUCAUGAGUCACUGAGAGACAAUGCAACACAACAGUAACCUUUGCUGCGUAACUUGUUUCAGUGAGUGUAUCUGCAGCAUCUCCUUCACUGAAAACACCCCUGGGCAGAUGACUUCCACAUUUUCACUGACGUGUAUUCCACAAACUUGCUGAAUGUUUAAGGUAAGAUAAGACAAGAUAAGAUGUCCCAAAUGGGAAAUUUGUUUUGGGCACAUGUGCUCUACUCAGUAGUCAGUUUUAAUUGUUGACCAAGCUGUCUGGACCCAGCCUGUUCAGAAAUAGACUUUGCUGCAAGUGACACUCCUCAGUUGCUGGAUGCGUUGCUGCCUUUGUGACCUCUGACCCGGCUUUCCAGUCAGUACAGUUUUGGCAUCCCUUGACCCCAUUUGUUCUGUGUGAGUUACAGCUGCUGCUGUCGGUCCUCGGCUCCUGGGGCAGCACAUACAAACGUAGACACACUCAGUGGAGCUCAUGGAGUGUUGAUACAAACACACCUCUUGUAAGAUCAGGAAGAACAUUCACUGCACACAAGAAACUUUCAGGGUUUAAACUGAGCUUUUGCCAGUAAGGUCCUAUAAAAAGUAGUCUUUAAAUACAAAAAUCUAUGUUCUCGUUAAAAUGAAAAACUAAUCAAACGUGAGAAAAUGAUUUACCAUUUAAAGACUCUAUAUUCAUGUGUUUUGUGUGGAAAAUUGUAAAAAAAAAAUGGAUGUGUUUGAAUCAGUGGGAGUCGGUGCUGUUCACACACCAAAUCAAAAACAAACCCCAGCACCAAAAUUCAAAACAGGAUUUUAGAACUUUCAAACUGAGAGAGAAGGCAUCCUGCAGCACCAGCUGGACAUAAGUUGAGUCAACAUUUAGUGAUAGAUUGUAACCACCUAGUUUUACACUAAACUUACCACUUUGUUGAGGUGCACCAUCUCGCCAUUUCUGUUGUGCUUUGAUGUUCUAUUAUGAUACCAAGGUGAAGAUGGCUUUAUUACACAUAGGGUCAUAAAUAGUCACAUCAGUAUUCUUGAAAACUUGUAUUUUGGCGAAGAGAUGGAAGUCAACUCCUGAACAGUUGACAGUGCCUUGUGGAGUUUUUGACAACUAGUAGUGCUAUGGAGCAAUGUUUUUACAGGUUUACAAGUUUGUUUGUAUUUACAAACAAAGAAGUGCAGCAACGCAUGUCUACAGGCAGGAAAGGCAUGAAUGAUGGUGACUGUAAAGUAGUGUUUGAAGUGGGCCGGUACUCACCGUUACACAGUCCUGGCAAUUGAUUACAGAGCUGCAGUAUGCAGUAUGAGUCCUGGCUCAUACUGGUGUACCAUAACUUUUCUUGCGCACCAGGCAUUUCUCACAAGUUGCUGUACUCUUGUCUUCCCUCUCCAUGCCUUCUCUGUUGGCGGUGAGUCUAAGAAGCAGCUUCAUCUUCAAAAGUCAAAUCAUACGUUACUAAAUGCAGGCCGGGAGCAGCAAGCUAACCUUAGUGCCACUUCUAGCAACAAAGAGUCUGUUGAUGUAACGUUAGCAUCCGCAGAACCAGCAAGUCCACCGCAAGUGAUGACAAGACUGGUUCCUUUAAGUAACCCUGCACGUAUCAUUCAUCUGCCACAAGCAAACUGACUCAUAAAACAACUCUUUCCAUCUCCCCAGUGCACACACCAACAUGUGAAUAAGGGGAGUACUGGCACUUAUGUUUUUGCACUUCAAGCACUGCUGUAGAGCAUAAUACCAAGCAUGCAUGUCAGUGACAUCAUAACUCCACAGAAAUGUAGUCUGUUACAGGAAGUGUGCUCUCUGUAUAAAUAUCAAAGCAGAUUCUCCUCUGGCUCUUCCAUCAUCACUUUUCUCAAGCUGUUGCUAACAGGAAGGAGUAACUUUUAAGUUUAGUCUUUAUUCUAUGUUAUGUUCAGCUGACAAAAAAGCCAAACUGUUAUUUUUUGUUAUAAUCUGAAAUACAUAAAAAGGUCAAUGUUUUCAUUGUGUCAAACCCCAGAUCAAGCCUGUCGGUAAAAGAACAGUCCCCAGACAGUACUCACGCUGAUAUGACUCACCAGCUGAAAUAAAGGAUUUCCUGCAGUUCAUCGUCACUCUCAGCACAACACAAAGCUGAAGGACCAGUCUCCUGAGGCCCAUAUGUCAAUAUUGUGCUUCCUUAUUUUUGCACAGACACUAGCAUUCCAUAGUGUCCAAUCAUUUACAGUAAAUACUACAUUACAUUUCCAAGCUGCUCUGUAUCCUAAACAACACUUAUUCUCAUUGUGGAAACACCUUAUGACUUUGUUGUGAUACACUGGAGCAGAGCAUAAGCGAAAAUAAUAGCUAAACUGAAAAGGUAUAGCGUUAACCAAAGCUGUGUUGUGCAAGAUGGGCAGUGGAACUGUUGUUUCAGUUUGUACUUUUGUUAGUGAUGCAUGAGGAAGUUUUGUAAGAUGUUGGUCAUGAGUGUCAUUCAUUUAC